AGAGAGGACAAAAGAGAGGGACCUGGAAGAACCAGAUACUUCUGUGACACUGCAAAGGAAGAAGAUCAUUUUGCAAAAGGUCGCCUUCAUCAACUUCUCAAUGAAGAUGCUAGCUGUGUCCGUACUUGUUGCAGCCAUGAUGGCUCUGACUACUGUUCUUCCAGAGGCAGAGGCCGCUGCUGUGGGAGAACCAACAAUUCAAUCAGGAGACGAUCAUGUUGUCAAGAGGUCCACACACUGUGAAAAUCGUUGGUCUCUGUACAGAGGCCGCUGUUUCCGCUACUUCCCAGGAUCCACCAGCUGGGCUGUUGCUGAGAGAUCCUGUCUCGCUUUCAAUGCAAACCUAGCAUCUGUGCACAACAGAGAUGAGGAACAUUGGAUUCAGCGUUUGGCAGGCCACAACGCUGCGUGGAUCGGAGGCACUGAUGCACAACAGGAGGGUUUUUGGUUCUGGGCUGAUGGUACACCUUUCAACUAUGUCAACUGGUGUGGAGGAGAGCCUAAUAACGUUAGAGGCAGUCAGCACUGUCUACAAAUCAAUUGGACAGCUAAUAAGUGCUGGGACGACGAAAACUGCCAUGUUGGGAGAGGAUUUGUCUGUGUCAAGAAACGCUGAUGAUUCCUGGACCAACACAGAGGCAUGAAGUACUUACCAUGAUGCACAAACCUUGGAAGAUGUGCGUUUGUGUCCAUGUUUGUGCACUCGUCUGUAUUUGUGUCUUCAGUCUCAUACAUAACCUAAAGUCUUUAACUCUCUAAUCAAAUAUUUCUUAGCUAUCGCUGUAACGCUACUCAAGGAAAGAAGUGACAAGUUACAUAAACAGGAGCUGUUUCUUAGGGCCUUGUGCUUUAAAGAGCAGAUUGAAUGGUUAUGGAAAGGAUGCUUUAUGCCUAAGUCUAUUCUUCAGUGAUUUGUCUUUCUUGUAUCAUGCAUAAU
Perca flavescens (yellow perch) is the source of this 937-nucleotide messenger RNA. RefSeq names its product galactose-specific lectin nattectin-like. The coding region runs from base 101 to 616 and encodes 171 amino acids. NCBI's taxonomy places the organism in Eukaryota, Metazoa, Chordata, Actinopteri, Perciformes, Percidae. The record is from RefSeq and is a predicted model, not a curated record. The transcript is spliced from 8 exons.